Helianthus annuus (common sunflower) is the source of this 384-nucleotide messenger RNA. RefSeq names its product eukaryotic peptide chain release factor GTP-binding subunit-like. NCBI's taxonomy places the organism in Eukaryota, Viridiplantae, Streptophyta, Magnoliopsida, Asterales, Asteraceae. The record is from RefSeq and is a predicted model, not a curated record. The coding region runs from base 1 to 384 and encodes 127 amino acids. The transcript has a single exon.
AUGAACCCGAACUUUCAACCGGGUAAUCAAAGCGGGUCAUCAUAUCAAAAUCGCCAAGGUGGUAACCAAGGAGGUUACCAACGCAAUUACAAUCAAGGAUACCAAGGUAGAGAUAAUAAUUAUCAAGGUGGGUAUCAAAGAAAUUACAACAACCAAGGUGGUAAUGGAAGUGGGUCAAACAACCAAGGGGGUGGUAAUGAUUUGAAUGCGAAAAUGGAUGCGAUGCUUUCAAUGAUGCAAGAAUCCAAGAAGGAGAAUGAGAUUCGGGACAAAGCACAUGAAGCAUUAGCAAAACAAGUAGGCCAACUCGCGGAGGAAAUGGCUCAAGUGAGAGGAAGCUCGGGGAAGCUUCCAAGUGACACAAUGGUGAACCCUAAGCAUUAA